AUGACCAGCCCUAAACAGACCAAGAAGACCAUCGUCACCAGGACGACCAAGGCGGGCAAGCGCACCAGGAGAGUGGUGACCACCACGUCAUCCUCAACAUCCACGCCGACUACGGCCACUGCAACUCCAGUGACCAAGGUGGCCGCCGCCGUUAGCGCUGGCAAGUAUAAAUUCAUCCCGGAGUUCGGCGGCCAAGGCAUCUCCUACUGGACCGAGCUGCAAAAGCUCUAUGCUGCAUCCAAGACCAGCGCCGCGUGCGCGUUCAUCGACAGCGCGGCGCAGGCGCUGCUGGAGGAGUCCAGCACCGACGAGGCCAAGGCCUCCGUCGCCUUCGAGGCGGCCAUCGACGUGCACAGCUGGCUGCAGAGCCUGGAGGUCGGCGACGCGCCCGCAGACUUGGCGCUCGACUGCGUGUACUUCAGCAUGCCGCUGCUGGUGCUCACGCAGUGCGCCAACUACCUCAACUUCCUCGAGACGGCGGGUGUGAGCCACGAGAGCGUGGUCAAGAGCUCCACCACGGCUGUGGGCCACAGCCAGGGCGUGGUGAGCGCCGUCAUCUUCUCUGCGGCCAAGACGGCCGAGGAGUUCGUCGCGAUCGGCGUCUCCGUCCUGCGCUACAUGUUCUGGCAGGGACUGCGCGCGCAGGAGGCGUACGACCAGCUCCUGACGCAGUACAAGCAGGACGGUAAGAAGAUCGCGGACGCCGGCCCGAUGCUGGCCGUGCGCGGUCUCAAGAAAGAGCACGUGCUCAAGGCCAUCGAGGUGGCCAAGCGCCGCACCAAGACGCCCGACCUGCAGCUGUCGCUCAUCAACGCGUCGGACAUGAUGAACGUGACGGGCUUCCCCGCGACGCUGACGCUGCUGAAGCAGGCGCUGGAAGGCCUGUUCGCCAAGCCCGACGCCAACCAGACGCGCAUCCCGCACUCGCAGCGGAAACCCACGGGUUCGCUGUCGUUCUUGCCGCUGUCGGCUCCUUUCCACACACCGCUGCUGACUGAGGCCAAGCCGAAGCUGGUCCAGGACGUUGAGCGCGUCAAGUGCGCUAUCAAGGGCAGCCAGCUGCAGGUGCCCGUGUACGCUACGAACGCGGAGGCGACCAACCUGCAGACGGUGGACGACGUUGUCGAUGAACUUAUUAACAUGCAGUUGCUGCAACUCGUGGACUGGACUGCGGCGUGGGCAAAGAUUGCGGAGCACCACUCGAGCGCGACUCACGUGCUGGAGUUUGGACCCGACCUCGGUGUGGCGAAGCUGAGCGACAAAUUCGCGGAAGGUCUGGGCAUUGAGGUGGUGAUUGCGACCGCCAAGCACCCGGUCAUGAGCACAUCGACGAAGUACGCCCCUCACAUCGGCCUGCAGCAGUUCAUCGACGCUGCGCCGACCUUCUCCCCGGCCGAGGCGACGUGGGCGAAGAAGUUCGGCCCGCAGGUGACGGCGUCGGGCAAGCUCUACAACAGAUUCACACGCGCGCUGAACAAGCCCCCCGUCAUGGUCGCGGGUAUGACGCCCACGACGAGCCUGGAAGGUAUCGACCUCGUUGCGGCUAUCCAGAACGCGGGUUUCCACGGCGAGCUUGCGGCGGGUGGUCUGUCGCGCCCGAACAUCUUUGAGGACGCGGUGAACGAGCUGGUGUCGAAGAUCAAGCCUGGCCUCGGCAUCGCGAUCAAUAUGCUGUACCUGAACGCGAAGCAGUGGGGCUUCCAGUUCCCGAUGGUGCUUCGUAUGCGCCGCAGCGGCGUGCCUAUCGAGAGCAUCACGAUUGGUGCCGGUAUCCCGACGCAGGAGCGUGCGCUUGAGAUGAUGUCGCAGCUGGAGGCCGUUGGCAUCAAGGUGGUGUGCUUCAAGCCCGGUUCGGUGGACGGUAUCCACGCGGUGCUGGAGAUUGCCGCGGCGAUGCCAUCGAUGACCGUGAUGCUGCAGUGGACUGGCGGCCGCGCUGGUGGCCACCACAGCUUCGAGGACUUCCACCAGCCGAUGGAGGAGACGUACGCCGCCAUCCGUCGCGUGUCGAACGUGCUGCUGGUGGUGGGCUCUGGCUUCGGCAACUGGGAGGACUCGAAGCAGUACCUCACGGGCGAGUGGAGUCUGGCGCGCGGCCACCUACACAAGAUGCCUGCGGAUGGUAUCCUGAUGGGCUCUCGCGUGAUGGUCGCGAAGGAGGCUGCGACCGCGCCGGCAGUGAAGAAGCUGCUGGUGGACACUCCUGGUAUCGAGUCGGAGCUGGAGUGGGAGACGAGCUACACGGGCGUCGUGGGCGGCGUUGUCACGGUGACGUCGGAGCUGGGCGAGCCGAUCCACGUGGUGGCCAACCGCUGCGCGCAGCUGUGGAAGGAGUUUGACGACAAGUACUUCUCGAUCCCGCGCGAGCAGGUGGAGCUGGCGCUCCGCCUGAACAAGCAGGACAUCAUCGCACGCCUGAACGCGGACUACCAGAAGCCGUACUUUGGCUGCAAGCGCAACGUCGAGACGGGCGAGGUUGUCCCGGCGGAGCUGGAGGAGAUGUCGUACGGAGACGUGUUGACCCGCCUGGUCGACUUGACCUACGUGGAGGUGGAAGGCAAGCCGCAGCGCUGGGUGCACGACACGUACUUCUCGCGCGUGAGCAAGUUUAUCACGCGCACGGAGGAGCGUUUCCGCCGCGAGAGCUCUGGCGCGCUGUUCGACCAGUCGGAGCUCAAGUCGAACCCGCGCGGAACGCUGAGCGCGUUCAUUGCGAAGUACCCUGCGACGGUGUCGACGCUGCUGUCGGUGCCGGACUGCGACUUCUUCCUGGAGCUGUGUCGCACGGGUGGCAAGCCGGUGAACUUCGUGCCUGCGAUCGACACGGACUUCAAGACGUGGUUCAAGAAGGACUCUCUGUGGUACUCGGAGGACUUGGACGCGGUGCCGGAGUGCGACGAGCAGCGCGUGUUCAUCCUGCAGGGCCCCGUGGCUGUCCGCUACAGCACGGUGGUAAACGAGCCCGUGGCGGACAUCCUGGGAGGCAUCAACACGGGCUUCAUCAACGUUGUGAAAGAGAGCGGUGCGAUUGCUGCCGCGCCGGUUGCGGCCGUCAAGCAGACUGUGGACAUCGCUGGUGUUGAGGUCACGGAGAUCGACGACAGCGUGGAGGUGUCGAUCUCCACGGAGGAGAGCGCCGUUCCGUCUGCUGACGAAUGGCUUGCGGCGCUCGCCGCGUCCGUGAGCGACAAGGACUGGCUGAAGGCGCUGAUCUCGUCGACGCACGUGGUGGAGGAGAAGAAGUGGCUUGCGAAUCCGGUCCGCCAGCUUCUUGUCCCCCAGGUGGGCCAGAAGUACGUGAUCGACGCCGCCGGCGUUCGCGUGUUCGACAGGUCGAUCGACAUUUCGGGCCCCGUGAUCGAGAUCACGAAGAAGGACGCAGCGAUUGCCGUUGUGGUGAACGAGGUUCGCCCGGCGGUGACCGAGCUGAAGGCCGGCGUCGUGGCGCUGGAGAUGACGUUCCAGCACCACCCUGAGCUGUCGUGCUCGAUCCACGCUGAGGGCAGCGGCUUCAUCGACAAGGUGAAGGCGUUCUACGCCCGCUUCUGGGUGGCCAUCGAGGGCAAGGAAGAGGAGUCGUGCGAGGCUGCGUGCGCGGAGAGCGUGAUGUCUCCUUUCACGGCCGACUUCAGCAUCACGAAGGAGGACAUCGUGGCGUACCGUGCCGCGCUGGGUCUCAGCGCGGACGAGGUGGGCGCUCCCGCCGACUUCUCGACGAUCGUGUCGUGGCGUCCGCUGAUCCAGUCGGUGUUCACGAAGGAGGUGAAGGGCAACCUGCUGGACCUGGUGCACCUGAAGCACUCGUACAAGCUGCUGUCAUCGCGCAAGGCGUCCGCGACGUUCCUGCCUGGCGACGACAUCGUGAGCACGUCGAACGUCGGCAGUCUGCGCAUCAUCGACAGCGGCAAGAUUGUGCACGGCGUGGCCAUCAUCUCGCGCAAGACGGUGGACGAGCAGAUGGAGGAGGUGCUGGAGCCGCUGGUGGAGCUGCACAGCGAGUUCCUGAUCCGCGGCUCGUUCAAUGACUUUGAGUCGACGUUCUCGAUCGACAAGUCGACGGACGAUUUCGUGCCCAAGCGUCAGGAGGACGUUGAGAUCCUGAAGGCGAAGUCGUGGCUGAAGCUUGCUGCCGAGGCCUCGGUGAUCGUCGGUGACCACCUGUCGUUCGAGCUGAUGACGAAGAAGCAGUACGCGUCGAUCAACUCGCUAAGCUCCGUGGAGGUGUCGGGCGUGCUGUGCCGUGAGGAGGCUGGCUCGAAGGUGGAGAUCGGCACGGUCGAGUUCAAGAGCACCGAGGUGAACGAGAGCCCCGUGGUGGCAUUCCUGCGCCAGGUGCAGCCGGCGGACGCGAAUGCCGGUGGCAUGUUUGCGAACGGUGGUUCGCACAUGCUGGAGAAGCCGCUGGAGAUCAACGUGCCGGCGAACGCGCUGGCGUACGCCGUGGCUUCGCGCGAUCUGAACCCGAUUCACCGCUCGAAGUACGCCGCCAUCCUGGGCCACCUGCCGAAGGGCAAGCCGAUUAUGCACGGUCUGUGGACCGCGACGAAGGUGCGCGAUCUGGUCAUCCAGAGCUUCGGUCUGGGUUUCGACAGCAACGUCGUGGACUACGACGUGAACUUCGACGGCAUGGUGUACCCGGGCGACAAGCUGUUCAUGCAGGCGCGCCACAUCGGCCUCGACAACGGCAAGAAGGUUCUGUCGGUGGAGGUUGUGAACGGCUCCGGCGAGCGCGUGGUUAGCGCGCGUGCUGUGGUGAAGCAGGCGCCGAUGGCGUUUGUGUUCACUGGCCAGGGCUCUGCCGCGGUGAACAUGGGCAUGGACCGCUACCAGGAGUCCUCGGUUGCUCGCGAGAUCUGGAACCGUGGUGAUGUUCACCUGCGUAACACGUUCGGUUUCUCCAUCCUGGAGAUGGUGCGCAAGAACCCGAAGUCCAUUACGGUGCACUUUGGCGGUAAGAAGGGCCGCAAGAUUCGUGAAAAGUACAUGAGCUUGACCUGUGAGGACCCUGUUACUGGCGAAGUUGCUCCGUUGCUGCCGGAGAUCAACGCCCGCACGCAGAGCUUCAGCUUCUCCGCCCCUGAAGGUCUGCUGUUCGCGACCCAGUUCAGCCAGCCUGCGCUGGUGCUGCUGGAGAAGGCAAUGUUCUCUGAGAUUGAGGCCGCACAGUUGAUUCCCGACGAUGCUCACUUCGCUGGUCACUCUCUUGGUGAGUACGCCGGCCUCAGCUCUUUUGCUGGUGCCCUGGCUGUUGAAGACGUCGUCGAGGUUGUGUUUCUCCGUGGCUUGAUCAUGCAGAAGGCUGUGAAGCGUGACGCUGAGGGACGCUCGGACUACGGUAUGGUUGCCACGAACCCCACUCGUGUUGGCCCCCACUUCACGGAGGAGGCCAUGUACAAGGUCGUAGACGGCAUCGAGGCUGCUUCGGGGAAGCUCCUUCAGGUGGUGAAUUUCAACAUCCAGCAGCGCCAGUACGUGGUUGCUGGUGAGAACGUGAACCUGGAGACGCUGUCGCUGGCGUUGUCUGCGUUCAAGACGGUGACGUCGACCGCUCCGGAGGAGGUGGAGAAGGUGAUCGCAGAGUCGCUGGCGCAGGCUCGCGCUCGCAAGGAGAAGUGCGAGCAGAGCGGGCGUCCGUUCACGCUGGCCCGAGGCCUGGCGACGAUCCCACUGGUUGGUAUUGACGUGCCGUUCCACUCGCGCGAGCUGUUGGGCGGUGUGCCGUCGUUCCGCGCGCUGCUGCGCACGAAGUUCGACCCGCAGGUGCUGGAGCGCCAGCUGCCGCUUCUGGUGAACCGGUACAUUCCGAACCUGGUGGCCACUCCGUUCUCGCUGGAGCGCUCGUACUUCGAGGAGGUGUACGAGGCGACGAAGAGCCCGUACCUGGCCGAGGUGCUGGACCCGAUGCAGUGGCAGUUGACGACGAAGGCGCAGCUCGCGCAUCUUCUGGUGGUGGAGCUGCUGGCGUACCAGUUUGCGUCGCCCGUGCAGUGGAUCAAGACGCAGGCGCUGCUGUUCUCGGAGGGCGGUGUUCGCCGCUUCGUGGAGAUUGGCCCUGCUCCGACGUUGACGAACAUGGCGCUGCGCACUCUGCAGGUUGGCGACUUCCCGUCCGUGCCGCGUGAGAUUCUGUGGUACCAGCGCGAUCGCGAGGCCGUCCACUUCGAGGAGGAGACGUCGAACAUCUCUGCGUCUGAGUACGCGCGUGGUCUGGCUGCCGAGGCUGCGGCUGAGGCCGCGGCCGCCGCUGCGAAGAUUGCUGCUGCGUCUGCUCCGAAGGCGGAGGCGGCUCCCGCGGCGCCGGCCCCGGUUGCUGCUCCGGUUGUUGUCGCGCCGGCGGCUCCGGUGCAGGCUGCUCCUGCUCCCGCUCCUGCGGCGUCGGUUUCUGCUGCGGAAGACGCGCCGGUUGCUGCUCUGCACGUUCUGCGUGUGCUUCUUGCUGUGCGCCUGAACAAGGACCUUGGCGAUAUCAAGGAAGACACGGACGUGAAGACGCUUUGCGCCGGCAAGUCUGCGGUGCAGAACGAAAUCCUGGGUGACCUGGAGAAGGAAUUCGGUGGCGGCGUCCCCGAGGGUGCCGGCGAGGUGCCGCUGAAGGAGCUGGCGUCGAAGUUCUCCGGCUACAGCACGCUGGGCAAGGUGACGAACGGCCUGAUCAACAAGGUGGUGGCGAGCAAGAUGCCCGGCGGCUUCACGAUGUCGAGCAUCAAGGAGUACCUGAGCGGCGAGAAGGGUCUGGGAGCUGGCCGCAUGGAGAGCGUCCUGGCGCACUCGCUGCUUCUUGCGCCGCAGGCUCGUUUCAAGAGCGAUGCGGACGCGCGGAAGUGGCUGGAUGACAGCGUGAAUGGCUACGCUUCGUUCGCGGGCAUUUCACUGGCCCGCCCGACGAUGGCUGCUGCGCCUGGCGCCGUGGGCAUGUCGUUCAACCCGGCUCCGGUGUCGAUCCCUACGGUGGCUGACAAGCCCGUGGAGGCGAAGCACGCUCUGCUGGUGAUGCUCGCGGCUAAGUUCAGCAAGGCGUUCACGGAGGUCCCUGAGACGGCCACGAUCAAGGAGCUGUCCGCUGGUAAGUCUGCGGUGCAGAACGAGAUCGUUGGCGACCUGGAGAAGGAGUUCGGCUCGGGUCCGGAUGAUGUGGCGGAGAUGAAGCUGGUCGAGCUUGCUGGCAAGUUCCCCGACUACGCGUCGCCCGGCAAGGUGACGAGCGCUCUGAUCGCAAAGAUGCUGGCGAGCAAGAUGCCCGGUGGUUUCGGUCUGUCGGCCAUCAAGGAGUACUUGUCGAGCGAGCGUUGCCUGCCGAGCGGUCGCAUCGAAAGCGUGCUGCUGCACGGCCUGACGCAGAAUCCGAAGCAGCGCCUGACGGACGAUGCGACGGCGAAGAAGUGGCUGGAUGGCGUCGUGGACGACUACGCGAAGUUCGCUGGCAUUGACAUCCCGUACCUGUCUAAGCUGGGCGGUAUGAUGGCUGGUCCAGCCAUGGGCCAGCCGGCGAUGCAGUCGAGCUCGCUGCCGAGUGACUUCGAAAAGCGUCUGAAGUCGAUGAUCGCGAACCAGGUGGAAGCGUUGAACUCGUACCUGGGCGAUGACCAGUUGGACUGGCACCGCAAGAUCGAGACGGAGGUGGACUUGCGUGAGGACCUGGAGUCGUCGGUGUCGCUGUGGGUGACGGAGCACGGCGAGUUCUACGGUGCUGGUAUUGCUGGCAAGUUCGAUGCGAAGAAGGAGCGUCAGUACGACAGCUACUGGAACUGGGCUGUUCAGGAUGCGAUGGAGCUGUACUACCGCACUGCGGCUGCUGCGAAGGGCGUUGCUGUCAGCCCCAAGCUGGCUGUGAACGAAGGUCUGAACACUCACUUUGAGGCGAUGACGCGUUUCAUCAACAAGAAUGUCGAUACGAUUACCGAUGAGUCUGCUCUUCCGCCCCUCGAGUGGUUCAAGCCCUACCUGUGCAAUCGUGCUACACCUGAGCUUCUUCAGUGCACGCAGUUCUUCGUGUCUCGUGCCGAGGAGGAGAGCAGCCCGGAAUUGGCCCAGGCCGUCCAGCUGCUGGUGGAGCAAGUGGAGGAGUGGCUGAACACAAACCCCGUCAACAUGCAGAUCUUUAAGCCGACGCAGCCCCAGCUUCGCAUUCUAGAGAACGGUGAGCUGGAGUAUGCUGAGGUUCCUCGUGAAGGUGUGGCCGAUUCCAUCAACUAUGUCGACGAGGUGGCUCGUGGACUGGAGUACAACGACGCCAUCGAGACCGGAAAGGUUGCUGGCACUGAUGUUACGGCGGGCAUGACCAGUGCUGUCGGAUUUGAGUCAACCUUGAACGACAACGGUAGCAUGAGCAGCGAUGAGCCGGACAGCGACGACGACGACGACGAGGAGGAUGAAGAUGAGGAGGCUGCAUCUGUGGCCGACAAGCAGUCUUCUAAAACCAAGAAGGUAGCUACUGCGGAAGGUGCCAAGCUGACUGCACUGCGUGACACUCUUCGCAAGCGCGCCAAGAGGGAGUCUGAGAAGUCCCUGGUCGCUCGCUCGUCCUCGUUGCGCUACGGCCUGAACGAGAACCUGAAGAAGAUCGUGCUGCCGCACGUGCACGUCCGCAAGCCGUCCGAUGUGGACCCGACGAUCCGCCUGUACGACGUCGAGUCGACCUGCGUGCUGCUGUCGUGCAUGCGUGAGAUGGCCUCGACGGGUAUCUCGUUUGCCGGCAAGGUUGCUUUGCUGACGGGUUGCGGCAAGAACUCCAUUGGUGCCGAGAUCGCGAAGGCGCUGUUGGAAGGUGGCGCUACGGUGUUCGUGACGACGAGCAGCUUCAGCAUGAAGACAACGGCGCUGUUCCGCGAAAUCUACGAGCAGCACGGCAGCCGCGGCAGCCGCCUCAUCGUGCUGCCGUUCAACCAGGCUUCUAAGGUGGACGUGCAGAACCUAGUGGCGCACAUUUACAACGUGCACAAGCUGGACCUGGACUUCGUGAUUCCGUUCGCGGCACUGUCGGAGGUGGGCCGCACGAUCACGGACAUCGACUCGCGCUCGGAGUUGGCUCACCGCAUCAUGCUGACAAACACGAUGCGUUUGCUGGGAGAGGUCGUUACGGCGAAGAAGGCUCGUGACAUUACGACUCGCCCUGCGCUGGUGAUCCUUCCGAUGUCGCCGAACCACGGUAGCUUCGGUGGUGACGGUCUGUAUGCCGAGUCGAAGCUGGGCGUGGAGAGUCUCAUGGGCAAGUGGUACUCGGAGGGCUGGGAUGACCAGCUUUCGAUCGUUGGUGCCAUUAUCGGUUGGACCCGUGGCACGGGCCUCAUGUCUGGCAACAAUGUGGUUGCUGCGGGCGUGGAGAAGAUGGGAAUGCGCACGUUCAGUACGACCGAAAUGGGCUUCAACCUGAGUGCACUGAUGCACCCAAGCAUUGUCGACCGCGCAGCCGAAUCGCCGAUCUUUGCGGACCUCACUGGAGGCAUGGCCCAGGUUAGCGACCUGAAGGACCAGGUUGAUGCCAUUCGCGCCGACAUCAUGAAGAAGGCGAAGCUUCAGGCGUCUAUUCAUGCCGCGCUGGAGAGCGACAAGAAGAUGCUGGCUCUACCUUCGACGCAGAAGCAGGCUGCUCCGAGCUCGAAGAAGUUUGCUCCUCGCGCAAACAUGUCGAGCUACUACUGCAACUCGUUCCCGAAGCUGGGUGGUGUGGCUGGACUGUCGGCGUCGACGAAGCAGGCGCUGCUGCGCGGCAUGCUGGAUCUGCGCCAAGUUGUUGUGGUGACUGGUUUCGGCGAGGUGAGUCCGUGGGGCAACUCGCGCACGCGCUGGGAGAUGGAGUCGUACGGCGAGUUCUCGCUGGAAGGCUGCAUUGAGCUGGCGUGGUUGACGGGCCGCAUCGCGUUCGACAAGGGCAACUGGGUGGACGCGAAGACGAAGGAGAUCGUGCCGGACCACCAGGUGAAGCCGCGUUACGAGGAGGACAUCCUGAAACACUCGGGCAUCCGCAUCGUUGAGCCUGAGCUGUUCGACGGGUACGACCCGAAGAACAAGAUGGUGCUGCACCAGGUGGCCAUCGACAAGAAGAUGUCCCCCAUCGAGGUGGCCGACCGCGAGGAGGCUCUGCAGUUUCGCAAGGAGCUGGGCAAGGAGAACGUGGACCAAGCGCCGAGCGGCAACACCUCUCUACGCUCGUCCGCACCGCCUGCGUCACUUUGCGUCUCGGGUGAUUAA
Phytophthora sojae is the source of this 10188-nucleotide messenger RNA. RefSeq lists its product as hypothetical. The coding region runs from base 1 to 10188 and encodes 3395 amino acids. Gene Ontology annotation, biological process: long-chain fatty acid biosynthetic process. Gene Ontology annotation, cellular component: fatty acid synthase complex. Gene Ontology annotation, molecular function: enoyl-[acyl-carrier-protein] reductase (NADH) activity; holo-[acyl-carrier-protein] synthase activity; fatty acid synthase activity. The record is from RefSeq and is a predicted model, not a curated record. Lineage: Eukaryota; Oomycota; Peronosporomycetes; Peronosporales; Peronosporaceae. The transcript has a single exon.